Messenger RNA from Penicillium samsonianum, 1341 nucleotides. RefSeq lists its product as uncharacterized. Gene Ontology annotation, molecular function: oxidoreductase activity. The transcript is spliced from 3 exons. The record is from RefSeq and is a predicted model, not a curated record. NCBI's taxonomy places the organism in Eukaryota, Fungi, Ascomycota, Eurotiomycetes, Eurotiales, Aspergillaceae. Bases 1 to 1341 code for a protein of 446 amino acids.
AUGGAGGCGAACGAACCACGCAAAAAUGUUGCCGUAAUUGGCACGGGGAUGGCUGGGUUAGUGGUCGCAUAUAUGCUCAGGAAUGAUCCUCUAGGGAGAUUUGACGUGGAAGUAUUCGAAAAGCAAGACAAACUUUCGCUCGAUUCCGCGUCAUACAACCUCACAAACCAAAAUGGCGGAGGCGCAAAGCCCGAACGCCUCGAUCUUCCCAUGCGCACAUUCGCCGACGGAUACUACGAAAGUCUCAAGCGGAUGUACGAUUAUUUCGGCAUCCCAUAUGGCUCGCUACGGUUUAUUUACUCCUUGUCGACACUACCAGACAGUGCCACGAAACAAACCUCUCCAUACUAUAUGCAUUCCUCAAAUAACCACCAAUUACCUCCCCUGCGUCCGGAGGGGUUAUCAUGGACCGGCCUGCUGCUUCUAUGUAGCGCCCAAAACUCUGGAGUCAUCUGGCAUGGAGGAAUCUCUGCGUCAAUAUGUGGAGAGAAUUAUGUUGCCCCCUUAUUACGUGAAGCACUACUUCUUGCCGGUCUUCGCGAGCGUUGCGACUUGCUCACACGAUGCGCUGAUGGAUUUUUCCCGGCUCUUGAUCUGGUGGGUUAUGGGAGACGAACCUUCCGUAAGAAGCACUACACUGUUCUUGGUGGAGUUCAGCAUGUCGAGAAAAAGCUGUCCAAAGAUUUGACGUAUAAACUUGGCAUGAAGGUCACGGCGGUCGAGAAUAUCGGCACAAAAGUUCAAGUGAGCUGGACAGAUACCCGUGAUAGCCAGAGCAGCUCACGACUAUUUGACCAUGUCGUUCUGGCCGUGACACCUGACGUGGUUGGCGCGAUUUUCCAACCUCUCCAAAGCGCAAUGAAGGCCGUUCCCACAACGACCGUUCAAUCAGUUGUGCACCGUGACUUUUCCCGGAUUCUUGAUUCUAGCAAAUCCCUAUGGGAGCAAGUGUCCUUGAACCCCGGCGAAUCAGCACCUCACCCACUCCACAUGUGCUCAAAUGCUACGGCGACUGAGACUGUCCAUGAACAUCCGUCAUCCGCUCUUAUUACGACUUAUCCCAUUGCUCCGAUUGACCCCGAGAAGGUCUUGUACACUGCCACAUUCACUCGUGUUCUGCGAUCCUCCGCCAGCAGACAGAUCGUCAACCAGAUCUUUAGCCAGAAGAAGUCUGGGGAUGACAAGAGCCAGCUAUGGCGGAAUGGAGAUGGAAAUGUCUGGCUCGUUGGUGGCUGGUGCUGGGACGGGAUGGUACUACUCGAGGGGUGUCUAUCUUCUGCGACGAGGGUGGCAAACGCCCUUGAUGUCGAGGUGCCUUGGAUGAAAGAGUCCUCUUUAUAA